Seminavis robusta is the source of this 1898-nucleotide messenger RNA. Lineage: Eukaryota; Bacillariophyta; Bacillariophyceae; Naviculales; Naviculaceae. The record is from the annotation of a GenBank genome assembly.
GAACCCUUUGCCCUUUGCCUCGAACAUUGCAAUCAUUGCAUAUUCAUCAGACUGUACUGUUCUUAUUGUUUGUUCUUGUUGACCAUGGUCGGAUCUACAAUGGUUGCGGUUGCUCCUAUGAUGCAUACUAAUACUAGUACUAGUCUCACCCGAGUCGUCGAUGACCCUGCGGAGCGCCGUGCUCGUCAGCGAGAGGAACGAACGCAGCGCUGUACCGAUGCCUGGAUCAGUGCCAUUGCUUUGGCCGGGCAAAAAGUUGCGACGGCUCGAGACGAGGAGACGCUCUUUUUGGAAAUCCGUCGCCUCGAUGCUUGUCGGCAAUUUCUGGAAGGACAAAAGCGUAGGUGGUACGGCGCGCCCAAGAAAAUGCCACCCAAAGUGGACGGAAAUGAUGACAACGACAAUAACCACAAUAAUCAGCUUUCGGAUUUUGGCGGUCUCGUGCCCUCUGCGGUUGUCAUGGCCACGUCUCCCUUUGCCACUCAAAAUCCCUUUGCGGCAUUUGAAGAUUACGAUGACGAUGAGGAUGAGGAUGAAGAAGAGUCGACAGAAGAAGCGGAAGAAAACAAUGACGAAGAUCCGGCAAUGACGCCUCCUCCUGUUCGGCUCAUGACCAUGCGCCGUCUCUUAGUGCGUGUCUUGACCACGCUCUCUGAACUCCACGCGCGUGUCACCAACAUGCGACGCCACGAUCGUGAUGACCGCUACUGGACCGAAGGAGUCGAUGCCUAUGCGGAGGUGGUGGAGUGUCUGCACGCGGCAUUGCUCCUCGCCGAUGAAGAAUAUGGAAGUCUCUAUCCAGCGGCCAAUGACAAUGACGACGACGACGAUGAUGGAGUCAUGAUUAUUGCGCUGCAUGAAGCAAUUGAACCCACACGAAUCCUCCGAAUGCAUCAACUGGGAGAUGAUGCACAGGUUGUCAUGAUUGCCUUGGAACAUGCCACCCGAGAACGACAGCAAUAUGAAGGAUUCGCGGCGCGGCGUUUGGAGUAUCUACAAAACCGAUUGGCGCCUCAGUGGGAAAGCCGUGAUGAAGUCAAGGCCCGCCUUGGCCGAGACCGAUGGGAAAACAACCCCCGCCCCAAGAAUGACUAUUCUCAAAUGCGAAAGGAUAAUGAACGGGAACUGCGAGCUCUGGAGGUUGCCAUGGGUCGUUUGGAAACUAUCAAAUCCAGUCUAGACGGCGCCUACAAACGCUCCCAAACCAUUUACAAACGAGUUGCCGCGCAACACAUUCAUCCAGGAGAGGAUGACGAUGAUGACAUUGAGAAUAAGGUCGUCGCUGCCAACCGGUACAAUGAUCUUCGUAGCCCGUAUCACAACAUUCGGGUCCCCUUCAAGGACUAUCCUGACCCAACAAUGGUGGGCGGAUGGACGUUUACCGGUUCUAUCCAAGAGAGCUACGUGGAGUUCUUUGAAAAGGAACUACAGAAUAACGAUGGAAGCACCGUGUUGGUCAAGUUGGAUUGGUACUACAGCACGGCAACCAUCAAAACCAGUAUGGAUCACCCCACCAAGGGGCCCAAUCAACUCUUUGGGAAACAGGUGUCACCCCACGAAUAUCGCAUGAUUCUCCAGAAUCCCAGAGCUCAUACGGAUGUACGAUACCGAACCCGCUCCCAUGGUGGUGGCCGAGGACGGGGACGAGCAAGUCGAGGACGCAACAAAGGAUUUGGACGUGGCGGUCGUUGAGUGAGAAAGAGAAGUCGAGUCAAAAAGCAAACAAAGGGAAAGCAGUCGAGCAACACGAGUACAACUGUAGCUACGGUAGAUGGUGUGCAUCUAUCUUAUGUAGGCAACAGUACUUUAUGAGUGAGAACUUGUUCCUUUACUUUAGUUAGUGCAGUAUUCAAUCAAUCUAGGUCGACGGUACCAGUACCGGUAGCUACAAAGCAACC